AUGCUGCGUCGUGCGCCCUACUGCCGCACGCCCUGCUCGUCGCGCUCCUUGCUGCCGCACGCUCUGCCUGACAUGUUACCUGUGCUAGCGCCCUCCUGCCGCGCGCCCUACCUGAUCCCUGCUCGCGUGUCGCGCGCCCUUCUUGCACACUACUUCUGCUGCUCGUCACCACCUAGCACUAUGGCCAUCCUUCAUGUUCUUCCAUUCGACACUGAGGGCCGCCUUGUAGAGUUCGAAUCCUGGCUAGAUGACUUGCAGCUCUACCUCAUUAGCACCAGCAAAGACGAGAUCUCCCUCUUUGACCACACUUCCGGUGCCCUAGCCGCUCCUGCUGACACAGCUGCCCUUAGCGAGUGCUCUCAGUGGCUGACGCGCGAUGCUGUUGCCCGCCUUGCUAUUCGCAACCACUUGCCGCUAGCGGAACUCAAGCACUUUGGCGAGCACAAAACCGCUAAGGCCCUGUACGACGCUGUAGUUGCUUGCUACUCCUCCCCUGCCACUGCUGCGCUCAGCCGCCUCAUGCUGCCGUACCUGUUCUCCGAGCUGUCGAGCUUUGCCACCAUAGCCGACCUCAUCACCCACCUUCGCUCUAGAGACGCUCGCGUCCGUGCCACACUCCGCAAGGAGUUUGUUGUCCAGCACCCCCCUCCGAUGUACUGGACGCUCCACUUUAAAGUGACCCGCCUCCCUGACACCCUUCGCUCAGUCAGGGACCACGACCUAGCGCGCUGUCCCUCCGACCUCACCAUAGACCUCCUAGAGGAGCACCUCUUAGCCGCUGAGAGCAACAUUGUUAGUGUGGCUGCUGCUCGUGGCGCUCCUCGCACCCCCAUCUUUGAGGGGUGCGCUUCUUCCCCUCUUGCCCCCUCCUACGCCACUGCUGCCGCUGUAGACUUCCUCGGAGACGACUCGGUUGGUGCUGCCUCCACUUCUACCGGGCGGCGCCUCACCGGCAAGGGCAAGGGGGGCAAGGGUGGUGGUGGCUGUGGCGACGGAGGAGGAGGUGGAGGAGGGUGGGGUGGCGGUGGGAGUGGAGGCAGCGGCGGCAGGGGUGCUGGUGGGAGUGGCAGCGGCGGUGGUGGAGGUGGUGGUGGUGGCGGCGGCGGUGGGAGUGGCGGUGGUGGCGGUAGCGGCGGUGGUGGAGGCAGCGGAGGCUGUGGCGGUCAUGGUGGAGGCGAUGGUCAGAGACAGCAACAGCAGCGGUCCCUUACGCCUCAGCAGCUUCGUGAGUGGUUGGCUCAUAGGGGUACGUCUGGGGGUACUCGCUGUCCGUAUGUCAUUCGCACUGGUGAGCGUGCUGGUCAGACAUGCGGCAAGCCCCACCCCCAGCAGCGUUGCUUCUCCCGCCUUGACGACGCCUGGCAAGAGGAGAUGGGUGCAGAGGUUGAGACCCCUCGCUGGUUUGAUCUGCUUAAGAAGGGUGUAGACAUCUUUGCUCUUGACUAUGAUGCUAUUCUUGCUGCCAUGUAUGCAUUGUCUGUUAGUGCUGAGGGUGACUGCUGCCUGUGUCUGCCGCCUGAUCCAGGUGCUGCGCCUUCUACCGCCUUGCACACCUUCAUUCUUGACUGA
Closterium sp. NIES-65 is the source of this 1569-nucleotide messenger RNA. NCBI's taxonomy places the organism in Eukaryota, Viridiplantae, Streptophyta, Zygnematophyceae, Desmidiales, Closteriaceae. The record is from the annotation of a GenBank genome assembly.